Molecule: messenger RNA, 3814 nt
Organism: Xenopus laevis (African clawed frog)
Lineage: Eukaryota; Metazoa; Chordata; Amphibia; Anura; Pipidae
Gene: gucy1b2.L
Product: guanylate cyclase soluble subunit beta-2
Exons: 16
Coding region: 431-2788 (785 amino acids)
Source: RefSeq, a predicted model, not a curated record
UCUCAGCAACAGCAGCAGCUCCGGAGAGCAGCAAUGACAACCAAAGAUUUGAAAUCAGUUUUAAACAUCUGUUUUGGAAACAAAAGCCCUUGCAAAUAUCAUGCGCCUGACAGAAGCCGAGACAAACGAGAGGUUUGAUUUCCAUAUUCAGUCUCCGUAAAUUCUGGGCUCUCCUGAUGGCUCUUCAAUUAGCUGUGGCGAAGUUUCGUGACUGGGAAACGUUGGAAUGAACAAUAUAUGUGUCUCAGUCAUUUUGCUUUGAUUUACAGAAAUUAUUCUCUUUGUAUUUUUCUUGCCUCAUAUGCAGGAAAUAAAACCAUUCUCAGUCUUCAUGUCACCGGAUUGUAUGAAAAUAUAACCUGCAAUCCACAGAAACUGAAAAUCACUCCCACUAAAGGUACAGUCAUGUUUUUUAGCAAACGUGAGGCUCAUGGUUUUGGUCUAUUUAACCUUCUCUGGAAAGAACGAUAAGAUACUACCUGCAAAUAUGUAUGGCUUCAUUAACACCUGCUUGAAGUCACUUGUGAUAGAAAAAUAUGGUGAAGAAACCUGGGAUUUACUGAGGGUCCAAACUGGAGUGCAGGAUACCUUUAUGACAUAUGAAGUAUACAAAGAUGAAAUAACACUGCAGCUAGUUGAAAAAGCCUGCAACAUGUUAGAUGUUUCACCAGAGGCAGUAUUGCGGCAGUUUGGUGAAUAUUUCUUUGAAUUUUGCAAAAAGUCAGGCUAUGACCACAUGUUGAGGACUUUGGGUGGGGAUCUUUAUGAAUUUAUAGCAAACCUGGAUGCUUUACACAGUUAUCUGUCUCUCUCCUACCAGGAAAUGAAUGCCCCCUCCUUCAGGGUGGAGAUGAAUGGCGAUGGAUCCAUGCACCUGCAUUAUUAUUCAGACAGAAGAGGCCUCUGUCACAUAGUUCCAGGCAUCAUGGGAGCUGUGGCAAUGGAUUUCUUCAAAACCGAAAUUUCAAUGGAAAUAAUCAGUCAGACUGAUGAAGAAGAACGCACUGGAAAAAAAGAACAUAUUGUUUUCCUGGUCACACAGAAGCCAGCGUUUCCUCCUAAAUGCCCAUCUAAGCCCCCACUUGUAUCCCAAGGCAUUAAGAAUAAGAGUUUUGAGAAUGCUUAUAACAAAUACAGAGACAGGAAAAACCAAGCAUCGGUCUGUCCUGUAAAGAAGAAUCACUGGGCGACAAUAAGGGGCAUAGUUCAACUUGGAAGAGGUCGAAUGUUAAGGGGAUUUCGUCCCGUAUAUCCCAAAGCUUUGUGGGUUGAUGUUGAAACCUUUUGCAAAGGACUGCCUUUCCACAUUGUAUUUGAUGAAGAGCUGAGGGUGAAGCAAGCAGGCGUGAGCGUUCAAAAGAUAGUUCCUGGACUCCAAACCACCGGCAUUCGUUUAGAUCAGUACUUCAGCACUGUGCACCCAGAGGUCACGCUAACCAUUUCCAACGUCAGAAAGUUUAUCAACAGCCAGUUUGUAUUCCAAACGAAGAGAGACAUGAUGCCUGAGUCCUGGAGAGACCGCCCAAUGCUUGAGUUGAGAGGUCAAAUGAUAUGGAUGGAAAAACUCGAGUGUAUGUUAUACUUGUGUUCUCCUCUGCUUCGGACUUUACAUGAGCUGGAAGAGAGGCAGAUGCACAUCUCUGACAUAGCCCCACAUGAUGUCACACGUGAUCUAAUUCUGCUUAACCAACAAAGACUGGCUGAAAUGGAACUAUCCAAUCAGCUCGAGAGAAAGAAAGAAGAGUUGAGAAUCCUGUCCAAACAUUUAGAGGAAGAGAAGAAGAAAACAGAACUGCUGCUCUAUGCCAUGCUUCCAAAACAUGUGGCCAAUCAGCUUAAAGAAGGCAAGAGAGUAGAGGCAGGGGAAUUCAAGGAAUGUACAAUAUUGUUUAGUGAUGUUGUAACCUUUACCAACAUUUGCGCUCAGUGUGAGCCAAUCCAGAUAGUCUUCAUGCUGAAUUCUAUGUACCUUCGUUUUGACAGACUGACAACUGUUCAUGAUGUUUACAAGGUGGAGACAAUAGGGGAUGCGUAUAUGGUGGUGGGUGGUGUUCCGGUGCCUGUUUCUUCUCAUGCAGAAAGAGUUGCAAAUUUUGCAUUAGGAAUGAUUCUUAUGGCAAAACAAGUGAAAAAUCCAGUUAAUGGCAAUCCUAUUCAAAUUCGAGUUGGCUUACACAGUGGUCCAGUGUUGGCCGGAGUGGUUGGAGAAAAGAUGCCUCGAUAUUGCUUAUUUGGGGAUACAGUCAACACAGCCUCAAGGAUGGAAAGUCAUGGGGUUCCCAAUAAGAUUCAUCUCAGCCCAACUGUAUACAGGUACGUUAAAGGUAAAAAUUUUGAAAUAACAGAACGGGGAGAAAUUGAUGUGAAAGGAAAAGGCCGAAUGCGCACAUACUUCUUGAUUAGAAACUUGAGCGCCAAAAAGAAUGAGAUUUUAGGUCAAGCAAUAAAGGAGACUGAUUCAGGACGAGCAUCUGCUCAGUCUCUUAAUGAUGAUGCCAGCAAAAGAAACAUGCAAAGAAAUUCCCCAAGAGAAUCACAAGAGGAUGAUAUCCAGGAAAACCUCCCUAUCAUCCCAAUGCAAUAUGCGGAUAGUCUGCAAGUCUUGGACAAAGAGAGAUGCCAAAAAGUAAAAGAGCUAAAAAAAUCUAUUGCAGGUAAAUCGAGAAGCGACAGAAGCGUGCCUAGUCCCCAGCACUCAGCAGACGAUCCUCUUCCCGACCCAGUCGUUUCAGACAAGGACAAACCCCAGAACAGAACUGUCACGUCACAUUUCUGUCUUCUGUUAUAACAGACACCUGAUGUAGAACAGCUUGUACCUACAGCAAAUAUAUGAAUCCACCCCAAAGUAACUGUAUUUUAAUAUAAAUUUCCACUGCUAAUAUGAUUGGAAGUGACUAUAAUUAGCUAAAACAGGUACCAGUAAUGAAAGGGACCCACUCAUUCCUACUGUAGCUGUUUCAUGCUUCAUUAGUACAGCCAAGUAAUGCACGGUAUCCUGGAAACACAAGUAUGAAUUUAUUAACCUUCAAAGCAGGAUGAGAGGAAAUUCAUAUCAACAAACUGAAAAAAUCCUUUUCUUUCUCAGAUAAAAUGUAUUUUGCAACAACAUCUUUUUUCUCACCAUAUAUUCAUUAGGCAAGUUUGACAAUCCCACUAGGUGUUGACCACUCUUUAUGUGGUUCUUGUCUGAUCCACAUCAUAAUCCUAUUGUUAGCCCAUAGGCCAAUGUUAUAGUGCACAGGUGGCCAAAUCGGGGGGAGAUCCACAAGUUUUGUGACCUAGCCAGAUGAGCUGGUCUUCAUGUGUGUGGCCAAUUUAAAGCUCACACAACAAAACAAACUAACAAAACUGGGUGUGGGUUUGUUUAGACAGCAGCAGAUAUUAGAUAGCAAUAAAGGCAGGAUGGUCUGCUUCAAAUAAAGCAUUUUACUUGUAUAGGAUAAGAAUAACUGGUGUGACAAUUCAAAUGUACUUUCUGUUCGUUUGUUGUUACUAGUCCUGUAGUCUGAUCAAUUCUGACAGCAAUAAAAUUGUGUAUACAGUAUAUUUUCAUGGUUAAUAGGCUCUGUGUUAAAAUCCUUCCAUACAUCAAAUGAAACAUUCUGCCAGUGUAUUGGGUGACCACCAGAGGCUCAUGGUAAACAGCAUGGCAGCUCCAAUUAAAAUGAAUAAACAAAUACAGUACUGUAUCUGGAUAUUUAGAAGGCUGUCUUGGCAAAAUAACCUAUGCCUACACCACAUAGUAUCUUUUACUGUACUAUCCACUAGUAACUAAAUAGAGUACAUUUUUCAUUCCCAGUGGUGUUGCAGGGGG